Molecule: messenger RNA, 8649 nt
Organism: Tyto alba (common barn owl)
Lineage: Eukaryota; Metazoa; Chordata; Aves; Strigiformes; Tytonidae
Gene: KCNA6
Product: potassium voltage-gated channel subfamily A member 6
Exons: 3
Coding region: 1-1572 (523 amino acids)
Biological process (GO): potassium ion transmembrane transport; protein homooligomerization
Cellular component (GO): membrane; voltage-gated potassium channel complex
Molecular function (GO): delayed rectifier potassium channel activity; protein binding
Source: RefSeq, a predicted model, not a curated record
AUGCGGGCGGAGGAGCCGCUGGCGCUGGCGGCCCCGCGGGCGGGCGGUGGCGGCGAGGCGGAGGCGGAGGCGGCGGGCGAGGAGCGGAGCGGCGGCGGCGGCGGCGGCUGCUGCAGCAGCGAGCGGUUGGUGAUCAACAUCUCGGGGCUCCGGUUCGAGACGCAGCUGCGGACCCUCUCCCUCUUCCCCGACACGCUGCUGGGGGACCCCAGCCGCCGGGUGCGCUACUUCGACCCGCUCCGCAACGAGUACUUCUUCGACCGCAACCGGCCCAGCUUCGACGCCAUCCUCUACUACUACCAGUCCGGGGGGCGGCUCCGCCGGCCGGUCCAUGUGCCCCUCGACAUCUUCCUGGAGGAGAUCCGUUUCUACCAGCUGGGCCAGGAGGCCAUCGAGACCUUCCGGGAGGAUGAGGGCUUCAUUCAGGAGGAGGAGAAGCCCCUGCCCCAGCACCACUUCCAGCGCCAGGUCUGGCUGCUCUUUGAGUACCCCGAGAGCUCCGGGCCGGCGCGAGCCAUCGCUAUCGUCUCCGUGCUGGUCAUCCUCAUCUCCAUUGUCAUCUUCUGCCUAGAGACCCUGCCCGAGUUUCGCCAGGAGCCCAAGGGCACCCAGCCUGGCUUCGGGGAGGCGGCGCUGCCUGGUGAGGAGGCGCUGCUGCUGCCACCGCUGCCACCACCGAGUGGGACUCCGCCACCCCUGCGCCCUGCCAUUGGUGCCGGCCCCUUCUUCACCGACCCCUUCUUCCUCAUCGAGACCCUGUGCAUCAUCUGGUUCUCCUUUGAGCUCCUCGUCCGCUUCUUUGCCUGCCCCAGCAAGCCCGAGUUCUCCCGCAACAUCAUGAACAUCAUUGAUAUCGUGGCCAUCAUCCCCUACUUCAUCACCCUGGGCACCGAGCUGGCACAGCAGCAGCAGCAGAAGCAGCAGCCCGGCAGCAGCAGCAACAAUGGGGGCCAGCAGCAAGCCAUGUCCCUGGCCAUCCUCAGAGUCAUCCGCCUGGUCCGGGUCUUCAGGAUCUUCAAGCUCUCCAGGCACUCCAAGGGGCUGCAGAUCUUGGGGAAGACUCUCCAGGCCAGCAUGAGGGAGCUGGGCCUCCUCAUCUUCUUCCUUUUCAUCGGGGUGAUCCUCUUCUCCAGUGCUGUCUACUUUGCAGAGACUGAUGACCCCGACUCCCUGUUCACCAGCAUCCCUGAUGCUUUUUGGUGGGCGGUGGUGUCCAUGACCACUGUGGGCUACGGGGACAUGUAUCCCAUGACAAUUGGUGGCAAGAUUGUGGGCUCCUUGUGUGCCAUCGCGGGUGUGCUCACCAUCGCCCUGCCUGUCCCUGUCAUCGUGUCCAACUUCAACUACUUCUACCACCGAGAGACUGAUCACGAAGAGCAGUGCCAGUACACCCAUGUCACCUGUGGCCAGCAGCAGUCACCCUUCUCUGAGCCCAAGAAGGGGGACAGUAAUCAGUCUCUCAGCAAAUCUGAAUUCCUGGAAGCAGAAGACCUGGAGUCCAUGAAAUAUUCCAACUUCAUUCCUCCCAACAACCAGGGUUAUAAAGAGAAGAAAAUGCUGACAGAGGUGUGAUCAGAUUUGUUAUCCUGGGUUCAGACACGGAGCUGCAAGUUGCUGCACAGCCGUCUUCCUGCUAGCAGCUGGAUCUAUUCAGCAUUUAAACGCCAGACUGUGAAUUGUGAUACCGUAAACAGAAUGAUUGUGAUAAUGGGCUUUUCUGUCCCGAUUUGUUGUUUCUCAUUACUGUGUGCAGCCAUAAAUGUUCUUGCUUUAGUCGGUGGAGUGCUAGCUGUCAUCCCCCACUCCCUUGUGAAUUUCUUUCUCUUUUUGAAGACUGAUUUAAUCCAAUAUUUGCUCUGAAACCUAUCCUUUCUACUCCACUAGCAGAGAAGCCCUUGCCACUACUUCAGCUGAAGGAUUCAGCAGGGAGUAAACAGUUAAAGGGGCUACAAACAUCUGGCUUAAGCUGUGCCCUUAGUUCCUGCGCCAGCGCAGUGCCCUUGGCUGUGGGAUCAGUCACGCCUGCCAUGCCAUUGCCUUUGAAUAAUGGAAAUGCUGUAGCCAGCAUCACAGUGAGUUCUGAAGCUGUAGGGGAAAGUCAGCAAGCAGAUGCCUGCCUUCUUUGCAACCCUUGGCAUGCUAAAGAUCCUCUUGGUUUGUGUUUCAAAAAAAGGUGCAUAUAUCUAAAAGCUCUUUGCUAUUUGUGACUAUAUAGCGCUUGUCAAAAACAGGCUUAUAGAAAUCAACAGGCUUGGUGAAGAUUCUGUGUUUUGAGCUUAUUUCAGCCUUAUUUAUGCCAGUGCCCUGAUGUUAAUUGGCUUUUACAGUACCAACUUAAUCUCCAUAGUGGUAAGUGCCUUCUGAUGCAAGGCACAUUUGAGUAAAUUCAUUUGUUGUCUCCACAGUUUAUCUCAGCACAAUAGCGUUUAAUGAGAUGUACUUUAUGCUUCAGAUACCCAGUUCUGUAUUCAGGCAUGUGAGAGCAAAUGACUCCACUGCGUUUUUAUUGAAGCAUUUGUAUAGCUGAUGGGAGUUUGCACGCUGGUAUUUUGUUGACAUUGCUGAAAAAUCCUGACCACAGACGACUGCACUUGUACUGUCUGAAGAUUGCACUGAUUUAGCAGGUCACAGGCAUAAAUUGCCCCAGGGUAAGUGUGUCAGCAUUUGAGAUUUAGACUGGCAUGGAUACAAACUUCCCUAAGCCAUCUGCACAAACCCAACAGCAUAUCCCAGACCUUUCAAGGGAGGGGAGAAACAGCUAGCCUUGAAGAGAUGCUUUUGCCAAGGGACCAGAGAUUUGCAUCUUAAAACGCACAUUUUGCUUCCCAGAUAAUUUAAUUUUUUUUAAUCAGCUCUGCCUUACAUCUGACUUUAAAACGUUUCAAAUGCUGCCAGUGGAUGAGAAGGAGAAAUGGAUGCUUUCAGAUUCUAUUGGUAAAUUUUCCUACAAGGAAGAGUCUGUCUUGUAUUAAAUCUAAGUGUAUAUUCUGCAUUCACAUGUGUGCAUGUGUAUGAAAGCAAAGGCAGUCAUUAAUGCCUUGCAUCAUACUGUAUGAUAUGCAUAUUAGAAUGUACUACAUAUUGCAUGUGACACAUGUAAUACAUAAACCAGACAUAAUAUCAAGACGCAAAAUAUAUAGAAUACAUAUUAUGUAUAUGUAUAUACUAUGCUUUUGGACCAUAAAGCUAAAAAUGCUAAAGGCAUAUACUUUAAUAUAGUCGGAGCCGGCUGUAGAACUGGUUGUGAGAUGGGAUCUGUUUGCAUCUUCAUUACCCUGUUUGUGUUUCAUUGUCUUGAGAUCUGGCUCCGUGCCUAGAGUGCUUUUAUUGUGGCCUCUCCUCAUCUGGGCCCUGGUCAUAUGGUAGAAGCUGUUUGUGUAAAUCCUAACUGCUGCCUCUCUCCAGAGUCCCGUUGUCUUCUCAAAGGUUUUUAAUGUGCAGGGUCAGUGCACAACCAUCAUAUUUAAAACCUCUGUUCUCUCUCACUGAAGUUGCUAGCAAAAUGCCCCUUGUCUCAGUGACUGCAGGUCAGUCUGGGAGGCACAGGUGGGAUGUGGUGAGGGCUCUAUAGCUGAGAGGAGUUUGCCUGAAUGCGUAGGAGCCUCAUCCUCCUUUGGUUCGUCGGGACUGAGGCAACUGCCUGUGCAGGUCUGGGCCUUGGGAGCCGUUCUACAUCCCUCGAAGCACGUAACCAGCUGGUGGGUAAGUAAUCCUGGUGACUGAGCGGGACCAAGGAGGGAUCAGCACGGUGGCAUCUCUGUUGAUUUGUGUAAAAAGUUGUCUUGGUCAUUGAGUUAAUUCACUAAAAAGCUGUUUUUGUUCUUAGGUGUGUUUCAGGGUCACUAUAAUGGAGUCUUUUCUGUGAGUGCAAGAGGGUGACUCUUCUUCCAAUUUUGUGUUGUUCUAGCAGAUGUACUAGAAACUAGCAAGAGAACCUGCUGUUUAAGAGGGAUGUUUCAAGGCUGCUGCUGUCUCUUAGCAGAAUGCCCAUGUAUGGGGUUAUUUUAUGCCUGACUAUAUCAGCUGAUGAAAGUUUCCCCAAAGUAAGAUAUAAAAAACUCAGGUUAAGCACAAGUUCAGGAGGAGGCAUGAGGCACACUGAGCCUACGUCAGAAAAUUCCCGUGAUUGUUUCUUCCCUUGGGCCUGACCCCAUUGCUCCUGCCAGGCAGGAGCCUUCCCUUCUUAGAACAGGUUGUUCUCCCGACCAGCAUGACCGACGGCUGGGCAUGGAGAGUCCAGCAAAAAAAAAACCCAAAGCUGUGAGAGAAAUUACUGGUAGCAUAAUCUCAGCAUGUCUUGUAAAGAUGCUCUCGUGAAGAGAUUUCCUGCUCUCAGGUGAAAUCCAGCAGUGAGUUUCUAGCUUGAGUGUUGUCUGCACGCUGACAUGUGCACGCAUGCUCAUGCAUACACAAAACACCCGUCUGAAGGAGCUUUGCUGCAAACAGACAGCUUUGUACAGUUUUUGCAAGUCACAUUUUUCAGUUCUGAAAAGAAAAUGCAAAUGGAAAUGUGUAAAACACGAGUGGUGUUUGCUCCCUGCAUUUUCUGUGUUAGAGCGAAGAGAAAUAUAAAAAGCCAACAGAAACUUGGAAGCUGUAACCUAGGGACUUAGGUUUAGGCGUGUAAAUCCCUCCCUAAGCAUCUCCUGAAAAGCAACGCGGUGACAUCCCAGAGUCAUCAAUACUAUAUCUUAUAGAACUUCUGGAAUUUGACUUUUUUUAUUAAGGAGCCUUCAGAAUUUUUUUAAGUGACUGAAGUGACAUAGCGGUACCCGUGCCAUUGACUUUACAGAGGACUCCUGUCGCCAAAUCAUGGAGAUGAUUUCAAAAAUCUUACCUCGGGUUCUUGGCUCUUAGCACUUGCUCCUGGAUGUUCGAAAUACAAAUCUGUCUGUCUAGCUAUUGCCUUCUGAAGGCAGAGCACAUCCUCGUGAAGCAAAGUAGGCACCUCCAGGGACUUGUUUCCAUAACAACCUCCCAGACUGUUUCUCUCUGCCCUGUGACUUUGGCUACAAGCAAAAGCACUCGUUGAAUGUUUUCAGUUCUCGGAUAUUAGUACCUUAUCUUUACAGCUGGUUUCUUUCCUUACCGAAGACGACCCUGUCUUGGGUACAUGUACAACUGUCUGCCCAACUCCAGACAGCCAGUUACCAUUAUUUGAAAGCAAGUGAGUGCAAACCGGGAGGUGGGAAGGGAUUUUACCUGUAUAUCCUUGCACACAGAGAGGUGGGAAGUGUGUGAAGGACAAUCUGAGCACUCGGUCAAGGAGCUGAGGGGCAACUGGCCUGUGAAUGAGAGUCAUCUAGGAGCCCAGUGACAAGGAACACAAGCUAAAGCAGCACAUUAAAAAAACAAAAAAAAAAAAAAACAAAAAACCAGAACCUCCUCUUUCAGCUAUCUCACUAGAAAAUAAUUUUGCUCCUGCUCUUUGCUAUUGCUAGUGUUUAGAAGAGACUAUUCCUCCUUCCUGAAUCCUUGCCUGUUCCGUGACAAUCAGUUCCCCACAUAAUGUUCCCACAGGAUCUUUUGCACCAAAGCAGGACAGGGCAGAAAUCAUCUUGUUGGAGGUGGGGAAGGAAUGAACGGAAGAAUUUUUCUGAGGACAUGUUUUUUAAUCUGCAACUCAUCAAUCACAGAAAAGACUGUAAGCGUGGAAGGCAUGAAGAGCUGUUUUGUGAUAUUUCAAAGUCUACAUUACUGGUGGAUUCCUGCAUUUACCUCCAAGAUGAAAUCCCUAUUCUGUUCCUGCUUAGAAAAUGUUGCAAUUUGGGAUUUCUAAGCGUUUUUUUUUUGGUUUGGCCCUGUUCCUUUUGAUUCAGCUUUCAUGGAUAAAAAUUCACUGCUACAGCAGCUGUGGAGGUGAAGGUGACUGGAUUUGGUGUCCUCCUCUAGGCCCUCUCAUUCAGCGUAGAGAGAUCCCUAUGGAGAUAAAGAAGAAUGAGCAUAAAGGAAAUUCAGGGCAGCAAGAGACAGGGUAAGGACUGAAGUGUCUUCCAUAUUGUGAUGGAAAGAACAGCAUCAACCCUAAAAGCAAAGGAAAAAACAGUUCCAGUGUCUGCUGCUAUAGCAGAAAUAGGUCCUGUUUACACCAGGGAAAGAUCUGCAGAUUACAGCAGGAGUUAACCACGGCUUUCCCAAAAGCUCUCAUCUGACUUGAGUCCAAGCUGGAUUCUGGAUGCUGCAAGGGUGCGAUGUCCGGAUGCUUCAAGAGGUUGUUGCAUCUUCUUGCUGUAGAGUUGGUGAAGUUUCCCUGGGUGCAGGGAAUACAACAUUUAUGGACAGAAAACUGGUUUCCUUGCUUUGUGGUUUUCUUGUUGCUGUUGUUUUUUAAAAAAGGGUUAAAACUCUUAUGUCCAGGAAACUGAAACUAGAUGUGAACAGGGGUUGGAGGGAGGAGGCAGGGAGAAUCCCAUUAAGAGUCAAAAGUGUUUCAUUUCUGGGAAAACUAAAUAAAGCAGGAUUCAAUUGCCAGUGGCUAAAGAGCAGCAGUUUAUGAGCUGAAAAGCCCCAGACAAGCAUCGAGUCCUGUGGGAAGCUGCAAAUUGACACAGGGCACCUCCAAAAGACUCUGUUGUUAAAACUUAUUUUAAACCUUUUUUUCAAGUGGAGUAUCAAGUCCUGGCAAAUGCGUAAGGUCAGCCCUUAGAAGAGAGAGAAUCAAACAGAUGGCCAAGGUCUGUCCAUUUGUCUGCCUGUCUUUUGGCCUUGGAUUACUGUGCUAUUCAAAACUCUGUUUUCAUAACUCAGAUAAAUGGUAGAUGUUUCACAUAGCUCUACAAGUACUAAUCAUCCUGUUCAUGCAUAAUAUCUGAUAUCUAAGGGGUGGGCCCAAACUAGGGAUAAUUCUCAUUUACCUAUGAAGUGUCUUGCUUUAGCGUACACACAGUCAAUUCUUGUUGUGAACAUGAGUCCAUUGCCUGCUCUAAAGGAGGUAGUGACUUAGUUUCAGUGGCUGUAGAGCGUCUCACUGAAAUAGCACUGUUCGUAGUCUUUCAUGUGUUUUAGAAGGCACAAUAGCCAGACAGUUUUGAAAAUGUAAUAUAAUUGUAUGCAGUGUUCUCAGAAAAUGCUCUGAAGUCUUCUCCCAUUACACCGUUGUGAUAAAAAACUUGCUUUUCAAGCUCCACAAGUCCAUGCUGUGCUGGAACUGAUAGAAGACCCAAUUAGCACUGAAAAGCGAAGGGCAGAGAGGGAUGCUCUGGCCUGGAAUCCCCUCCCUUUGGCAGCAGCAAAGGUCAGUCACACAGCCAAAUGUCCAUAACCAAAGGUGGAUCCACCCUGAGUGUGUUGCCAGAUCUCUGCAUAGGAGAGUGGGUAGAAAGAAUUGAUUCUGGGAGGGGAGAGAUGGAGAGGAAGAGUGAAGUGAAGGAUACCCUGAGUAUGACUAGGAUUUUCAGAAGGUACUCUUACGGAUGCUGGGCAUCCAGCUUCCCUAGGACUUUAGCAAUAACACCCUCUACAUUUUCAUGAGUGACUUUUAGCCUGUCUAGCAGCCCUCACAGCCAACACAUGAGGGAAAAGACGAAGAAGGCAGCUCACUCUAAUUUUGCAGCUCUUGGCACCUGUAACAGGCUAGGACUGUGAUACCUCCUCAUGGCUGCUGGCAGAGGGUCUGAUCCUCUGAUGAGCUGUGACUUCCUGACUACUUGUGACUCAAACAGGAUUAUAAGACUGGGCUUAAAGAAACCCCGAGGCGCCAGCUCCAAAGAUGCUUUUGGAGUAGGUCUGCUCAGUAGUCCUCAGCGUGGAUGUGAGCCCACAGUUCUUAGGAGACAGCAUUCACUCCAUGGUCAUAACAAUACAGAGACCUACUCUACAUCUUAGUGCAGGCCAGCUUGCAGCGUGGGACUUCUCUGAGUCACUGUGCAUCCUGAUCUGUGUGGCAAGGCAGUGUGGCUGACCAUGAGUGUGGCUGACCCUUCUUGCAAGGGCAGUUGUCUUCAGAGUCAGCCUAAGUGCAGGCUGCCUUUAGAAAGGUGGGAAUAUGCUGCAGAAGUAAGUCUAUGGAUACCUUUCAGAUACACAGUAUGCAGAUCAGAGACUUCAGACCACACUGUGUGCCCUCACAGACAGCAGGGAUGUUAGUUACAGGAUCACUCUGCUUUUGCUGUGAAACCUUGCUGUGAUACAUUAUUUCAAGGAUGGCAGUUGGGAUUUUCAGGCCAGAUCAUCUGGUGAGAUAAGUAAUUCCAGCUCCCUUAUUGGAGCUAGGCUGAUUUUUUACAAGUCUGGUCCAACAUUUCUGAUAAAUUGUCAAUGGUAGGGUUUUUUGUUUAUUUGUCGCACUGGAAACCUGAGGGCUUUCAAAUAAAGUCCAUGAGGUAAACAGAAUUUUUAGAUGGAGCCUGCACUUCAGGCUGUUUGCUGUAUUCAGACUUUGAGAAUACAAGUUCUUUGCAGAGAAUCCCACACACGGUGGGAGGAGAGUUUACUGGUCUUGAAAGUUGACCAAGGAAGUGGGACUCAACUGAGCUUGGAACAGCAAUCAUUGUCCUUUUUGGUGAUGCCAUAAUAGUGCUUGACUCAAAUCCAACAUUGCACAGGCCAGAACUUGAUGAAACCAUGUAACUAGAUAUUUGUGAUUGUUCCUACCAGUGUCAUCCACUGUUCAGUAGGCUAGACAUAUGAAUAAAAUCAGUAUUUUUCAAA